UCUACAUUUCCAGAUCAUAUUCAUAAUCAAUCAUCUCUGAAAUUCUCACUAAAUCAAUCCUUCCGUUGGAUUAAUUGUUUUUUCCCGGUGUUCGCGAGGAAUCUGAAGAAAUGGUUGGUUAAUUGAAAUCUGAGAAUCCGUGUGACUAAUUAUUGCAGCUGGAUCGACAUGGAAGAAGAAAAUGCUGUUGAGAUUCUUCAGAGAUAUCGCCGGGAUAGGCGGAAACUCUUGGAUUUUAUGUUGGCUGGUAGCUUAAUCAAGAAAGUUAUAAUGCCUCCUGGGGCUGUGACUCUUGACGAUGUUGAUUUGGAUCAAGUUAGUGUUGAUUAUGUCAUUAACUGUGCUAAGAAAGGUGGAAUGCUCGAACUUGCUGAAGCUAUUCGGGACUAUCAUGAUCACAUUGGAUUGCCUUAUAUGAAUAGCGUCGGUACUGCUGAUGAGUUCUUUUUGGCUACAAUUCCUGAAUCUUCUGGCCCACCUCCAAAAAGGGCCCCACCACCUAUUCCUGUAUUAAUUUCCUCAUCCUCUCCCAUGGUUACUAAUCCGGAGUGGUGUGAGUCACCAACUGUGCCAUCAUUGAUGCGAUCAGAAUCUAUUGAUUCACCAAAAGCUCAAGAGCUGACUGUUGAUGACAUUGAAGAUUUUGAAGACGAUGAUGAUCUUGAUGAAGUUGGUAAUUUCAGAAUCUCAAGGCGAACUGCGAAUGAUGCGGCUGAUUUUGUGCCAAAACUGCCCUCCUUUGCGACUGGUAUUACAGAUGAUGAUCUCCGUGAAACCGCAUUUGAAAUCCUUUUGGCUUGCGCUGGAGCUUCAGGAGGUCUCAUAGUACCAUCAAAAGAGAAAAAGAAGGAGAAAAGCAGGUCUAGGCUGAUUAAGAAACUUGGUCGCAAAAGUGAAAGCGUUUCUCAGUCACAGAGUUCAUCAGGAUUGGUUGCUCUUUUAGAAAUGAUGCGGGGCCAAAUGGAGAUUUCUGAGGCUAUGGACAUCAGAACAAGACAGGGGUUGCUUAAUGCUCUAGCGGGGAAAGUUGGCAAAAGAAUGGACAGCCUCCUGGUGCCUUUAGAAUUGCUAUGUUGCGUGUCUCGUACCGAGUUCUCUGACAAGAAAGCGUACUUACGUUGGCAGAAAAGGCAGUUAAACAUGUUAGCAGAGGGGCUCAUUAACAAUCCAGUUGUUGGAUUUGGAGAAUCAGGUCGUAAGGCAACUGACCUGAAGAGUCUUCUGCUAAGGAUUGAAGAAUCAGAGUCUCUUCCAUCCUCAGCUGGAGAAGUGCAAAGAGCAGAAUGUUUAAAAUCUCUUAGAGAAGUUGCUAUCUCACUUGCCGAGAGACCGGCUCGUGGUGAUUUGACGGGUGAAGUCUGCCAUUGGGCUGAUGGCUAUCAUUUGAAUGUCAGACUAUAUGAAAAAUUGCUUCUAUGUGUCUUUGACAUAUUGAAUGAUGGGAAGCUCACAGAGGAAGUUGAAGAAAUUCUUGAGCUUUUGAAGUCAACGUGGCGUGUUCUUGGAAUUACAGAGACCAUCCAUUACACAUGCUAUGCCUGGGUUUUGUUUCGACAGUAUGUAAUUACUAGUGAACGAGGACUUCUGCGACAUGCUAUUCAGCAGCUGAAGAAAAUCCCUCUAAAAGAACAACGUGGGCCUCAGGAGCGCAUACACUUGAAAACCUUGCAGUGUAGGGUUGAAAAUGAAGAGAUAUCCUUCCUGGAGUCCUUCUUGUCACCUAUACGGAGUUGGGCCGAUAAGCAGCUGGGCGACUACCAUCUGCAUUUUGCCGAGGGUUCACUUGUCAUGGAGGAUACAGUCACAGUUGCAAUGAUAACUUGGAGGCUUUUGUUGGAGGAAUCUGAUCGAGCGAUGCAUUCUAACUCGUCAGAUCGAGAGCAAAUUGAGUCCUACAUUUUAUCUUCCAUCAAGAACACGUUCACAAGGAUGUCACUUGCCAUUGAUAGAUCAGACAGAAAUAAUGAGCACCAUUUGGCAUUGCUUGCUGAGGAGACUAAGAAACUUAUGAAAAAGGACUCUACCAUCUUUAUGCCAAUUUUAUCUCAGAGGCACCCACAAGCAAUUGCGUUUUCUGCAUCCCUUGUUCACAAGCUUUAUGGGAACAAAUUGAAACCUUUUCUUGAUGGUGCUGAACACUUGACUGAGGACGCUGUCUCUGUUUUUCCUGCGGCUGAUAGCCUUGAGCAAUAUUUACUGGAGUUAAUGACUUCUGUCUGCGGAGAGGAUACAAGUGGACCUUACUUCAGAAAAUUAAUUCCAUAUGAGGUCGAAUCCCUCUCUGGCACAUUGGUUUUGAGAUGGAUCAAUUCACAGCUGGGGAGAAUUUUAAGCUGGGUGGAGCGAGCUUUUAAACAAGAGCAUUGGGACCCAAUAUCACCUCAACAGCGGCAUGGGAGCUCAAUUGUCGAAGUUUUCAGGAUUGUAGAAGAGACUGUUGAUCAAUUUUUUGCGCUAAAAGUUCCAAUGAGAUCCAUUGAACUAAGUGCUUUAUUUCGUGGCAUUGACAAUGCAUUUCAAGUAUAUACUAACCAUGUCAUGGAGAAGCUAGCUAGCAAGGAUGAUUUGGUUCCUCCUGUUCCUGUUCUUACUCGUUACAAGAAGGAAACAGCAAUCAAGGUUUUUGUUAAGAAGGAACUAUUUGAGUCAAAACACCCUGAUGAGAGAAGGUCGAUUAACAUUAAUGUUCCUGCAACCGCUAUACUUUGCGUUCAGCUCAAUACUUUACAUUAUGCUGUUAGUCAACUGAGCAAGUUAGAAGACAGCAUGUGGGACCGCUGGAUAGCGAAAAAACCUCGUGAAAAGAUUGUCAUCAGAAAAUCUUUGGUUGAGAAAUCCAAGAGUUUUAACCAGAAGGAAUCUUUUGAGGGGAGUAGAAAAGAUAUCAAUGCAGCUCUGGAUCGUAUCUGCGAGUUUACUGGAACCAAGAUUAUCUUCUGUGAUUUAAGGGAGCCAUUUAUUGAAAAUUUGUAUAAGCCAAAUGUUUCUCAAUCAAGAUUGGAAGGAUUAAUCGAAGCCCUAGACACGGAACUUGGACAGCUAUGUAGUGUCAUAAUGGAGCCAUUGAGGGAUCGGAUAGUCACCAGCCUGCUUCAAGCAUCACUUGAUGGAUUACUUCGUGUACUAUUAGAUGGAGGCCCGUCACGUGUAUUUCAUCCAAGCGAGUCAAAGCUGUUAGAAGAAGAUGUAGAGGUCUUAAAGGAAUUCUUUAUUUCUGGUGGGGAUGGACUUCCGAGAGGAGUGGUUGAAAAUCAAGUAGCCAGAGUUCGUCUUGUUGUAAAGUUGCACGGAUACGAGACACGGGAGCUUAUUGAUGACUUGAGGUCUAGAAGCAGUCUAGAGAUGCAGCAAGGAGGAAAAGGCAAACUUGGAGCGGACACCCAAACAUUGAAAAUGAGCAAUGCGUAUGCGUACGGAGUGCCCGUGGCUGCGCAGAACACAAACGUGGUGGUGGUGAGUGACGUUUUCUGCUGUCCUUACCCGCUCGAGCUGACCGUCAAGAAGAAUUGUAAAGGACUCAGCGGUGCCAAGCUGGAGGUUGUCGACCUCGAGUCUAGUGUCGUUCUUCGUGUCGACGGUCCUCACCACAGCUUCAACAAGAAACGUGUUCUCCGUGACCCCGCCGGUUACCCUCUCCUCACCAUGCGCGAGAAGUUGACGUCGUUAAAUCACCGAUGGACGGUUCACCGAGGAGAAGGCUCUGAUCCAACGGCAACGGAGCUGAUGUUCACAGUGCAACGUUCUCAUCCUCUUCAAUGGAGGGCUCGUCUCGAUGUCUUCUUUCAAUCUAACCAAGUCCGCAACUUCAGCGUCGUUGGCACUUACUUGGACGACUCUGCCAGAGUUUACCAUGCCGACACUCUCAUCGCCGAGGUGAAGGAGAAGUCGACAUUUGGUGGAUAUUUCAAAGGUAAACAAGACUUUGUGGUUACAAUUAAUGCAGGCGUUGACUAUGCUUUCGUCGUCACUCUUCUCGUCAUCUUGAACGAAACCAAUUCCUUCUUUUAACUCAUCCACUAUUUGUUUCUUUGUUCUGUUUGAAUUUGCAACUUCACAUAUUUUACAAAUUUGUAAUGAUAUUGUACAAAACCAAAGUGACUUCUUCUCUUUAGUAUCCUAAUAACGCUUUUCAAAUGUU
Molecule: messenger RNA, 4138 nt
Organism: Arabidopsis arenosa
Lineage: Eukaryota; Viridiplantae; Streptophyta; Magnoliopsida; Brassicales; Brassicaceae
Source: the annotation of a GenBank genome assembly